Oikopleura dioica is the source of this 1134-nucleotide messenger RNA. The record is from the annotation of a GenBank genome assembly. NCBI's taxonomy places the organism in Eukaryota, Metazoa, Chordata, Appendicularia, Copelata, Oikopleuridae.
AUGGACCCGACACGCGCAGGGAUUUCCGCCUCUGCUACAGAAGGGCUCAAUCCAGACUCCCUUCAGUCAAUCAUCGAGGACCCAGAAGGAAAUCCCUUUGAGAUAAUUCUUCCUGAUGAUAAAAUUGAUAUAAAAGACCUGGCGGACGAAGCAGCCGAUUUGCGCUCAAAAUACGAGACCUGCGAACAAGUUUACCUCUGGGCGUGCAGGAAACUCGGCUGCACUCCCGUCACUCCUUUCAUCAGAAAUAUUAAUCAGGAGCUUUGCAAUUUAGAUGACUACGGCCUCGGAGAACGAGGAACAAAAGCGCUGUCAGUGUCUCUCAUCAUCAAUACAAGCAUAAUCAGACUUCAAUUAGCCAGCAACGCGAUUGGUGGCAAUGGAACUUACAGUAUUUGCAACAUGCUGAAGGAGAACUGCUUUAUCACAGAAUUGGUUUUAGAUAGCAAUGAUCUUGGCUCCUUUGGGGCAGAAUGCGUUUCAAAAAUGUGCGAAGACAACCGUUCAAUAAAAUAUCUCUCGUUGCGAAACAACGACUUUCAAGAUCAGGACGCGCAAAUACUCUGCGAUGGAAUCAAGGGCUCCCUGACGCUCGAGUACUUGGAUCUCUCACAGAACAAGUUCUGCGAGACCCAAGCUAUCGGCCAGCUGAUCAAUCAAAACGAGUCGCUCAAGACGCUGAAGCUGCACUGGAACAUGCUCCGGCUCGAUGGGAUGAAAAGCGUCAUCAGUGGAUUAAAGGAAAACGUCAGCCUCAAGCAUAUUGACCUCAGUUGGAAUGGCAUUGAAUCUCGUCAUUGCGGCGAGCUUGCAGAUGUUCUUACAACAAACAACACCUUGCAGCAACUGAACGUCAACAACAACCGAAUCGAUCCAACAGGCGCGAUGACGCUCUGCCGCGGCCUCCAGAACAACGAGUCAAUAACUCACUUCCACAUCAAAGGCAAUCCAAUCGGCGAGGACGGCUUCAAUGCAAUCGUCAGCGCGAUCAUCUACAACACGCGAAACAUCAUCGAGCAUCUUGAAUUUUCAAAAAUUGACUUUCCAGCGAAAGAAACUGUUGAACUCAUGAAGGAACUCUCCCAAAUGAAAAAGUCGUCUCAGUCUGAUCAUAACUUUCAAUUCUGCUGUUGA